AUGAAAAGUGUUGUGAUUGUUCUGUUUUGGUUUACAUAUUUUCAUGGAGACGCGUCAAAAGCAAGUGCUACUAAAAUGUUACAAAUAGACGGUCUUAAAAAUGAAAACAUAUUGGACAAUAGAGGGUCAGAAAGUAUUUUUUAUAAAUUUACAAAUAAUGAAGUGUUAAUUUUGACGUGUCGCAGGAACCAAAGACCAACUUACGGCACAAUACGCUUAUCAUGGUAUAAAAGUGGUGUUAGAGUGAGUAGCACCAUUAAAGAUAAACUAGAACAAAAGUUCAUUUUAAAUGAAUUUGACGCUGAUUUAACUCUCGAAUGUCAACUUAAUAAAGAGACUUCUCAAAACUUCAAUGAAGAUAAUCUACAAUAUCAGGAGCGGAAAGAGAUCAAACUAAAGUAUGAGAAGUAUAUACCUUCUAGUGCUGAGCCGGAAACAGAGAUAUCACCUCGUUUAGAAAUAACGUUAAAGGAAAAAAAUAUUGUAUGUGGGAUCAUCACUUUGAUAGUAAUCAUUAUAGCCUUUUUAUUGAUUUUUAUAAUGCUAAAAAUAUAUAAAUCUAAGGAGAAAAAACGUAUACGUACGGCGAAACCGACUUUAAAUAUGAGGUAUUCAACUUCUAGAGAUGCUCAUUUUGAAGAUCCCAAUUUUGAAGAAUUGAACGUUUAUAGCAUUCCCUACAGUGAAGCUGGGAAAGUUUAUUCUGUGCCAAUACAACCUAUUGAAACUAACAAAACUUUAAAUACCACUGGCUACAACAAAUUUACCAAAAAUAAUUACCAUGAAUACGAAAACAAAUACCAAAAUCAAUACAACUAUGUUAAUCAAAAUAUAUCACUUCCAAAAGACGCUGCAAAUAUUUGUGAUGUAAAUAUUAAUAAUUUUAAGUCCAAUUUAUAUUCAAUU
Messenger RNA from Brenthis ino (lesser marbled fritillary), 906 nucleotides. Lineage: Eukaryota; Metazoa; Arthropoda; Insecta; Lepidoptera; Nymphalidae. The record is from the annotation of a GenBank genome assembly.